Sebastes umbrosus (honeycomb rockfish) is the source of this 4658-nucleotide messenger RNA. It is a transcript of the gene prpf6, whose product is annotated as PRP6 pre-mRNA processing factor 6 homolog (S. cerevisiae). Gene Ontology annotation, molecular function: protein binding. The transcript is spliced from 21 exons. Bases 114 to 3008 code for a protein of 964 amino acids. NCBI's taxonomy places the organism in Eukaryota, Metazoa, Chordata, Actinopteri, Perciformes, Sebastidae. The record is from RefSeq and is a predicted model, not a curated record. Gene Ontology annotation, cellular component: U4/U6 x U5 tri-snRNP complex; catalytic step 2 spliceosome. Gene Ontology annotation, biological process: spliceosomal tri-snRNP complex assembly; mRNA splicing, via spliceosome.
UAACGGACGUUUAGUGGAGAAGCACCGGGGUCGCUGUGUGCUGCUAACGGAAGGUCGACUGUUGUUUAUCCGGUAGUUAGAGCCUCUCACGUCGUCGUUGGAGAACCGCAACGAUGGCGAGCAAUUCAGCUAAACAGGGACCUAAGUUAGUCUCCAAGUCCUCGGCUGGAGGCGGCGGGGCAGCGGGGCUCGGAGGCGGACUCCCGAUAAUGCCCCUCGCCUCUCCGCUGAUGGGGAAGAAGAAGAAGCCGUUCCUCGGGAUGCCCGCUCCGCUGGGCUACGUCCCGGGUCUGGGCAGAGGUGCAACUGGUUUCACCACCCGAUCUGAUAUCGGUCCUGCUCGUGAUGCCAACGACCCAGUGGAUGACCGGCAUGCACCUCCAGGGAAGAGGACGGUGGGGGACCAAAUGAAAAAGAACCAGGAUGAUGAUGAUGAAGAUUUGAACGACACAAACUAUGAUGAGUUUAAUGGAUACGCGGGUAGCUUGUUCUCCAGUGGGCCCUAUGAGAAGGAUGAUGAAGAAGCAGAUGCUAUAUAUGCAGCACUGGACAAGAGGAUGGAUGAAAGACGCAAAGAAAGAAGGGAGCUGAGAGAAAAGGAAGAGAUCGAGAAAUACCGUAUGGAGCGACCCAAAAUCCAGCAGCAGUUUUCAGAUCUAAAGAGAAAGUUGGCAGAGGUGUCAGAGGAGGAGUGGCUGAGUAUUCCUGAGGUGGGAGAUGCCAGGAAUAAGCGGCAGAGAAAUCCCCGCUAUGAGAAACUCACCCCUGUGCCCGACAGCUUCUUCUCCACACACCUGAAGACCGGAGAGAACCAUACCUCUGUUGACCCUCUGCAAGGGCUGGGAGGUCUGAACACACCUUACCCAGGAAGCAUGACACCAGGGACAGGAGAGCUGGACAUGAGGAAAAUCGGUCAAGCCAGGAACACACUCAUGGACAUGAGGCUCAGCCAGGUGUCUGACUCAGUGAGCGGACAGACAGUGGUGGAUCCUAAGGGUUACCUGACAGAUCUCAACUCCAUGAUCCCCACACAUGGAGGAGACAUCAGUGACAUCAAGAAGGCUCGUCUGCUACUGAAAUCGGUGAGGGAGACCAAUCCUCACCACCCGCCUGCCUGGAUUGCCUCUGCCAGGCUGGAGGAGGUGACCGGCAAACUGCAGGUGGCCAGGAACCUGAUCAUGAAAGGCACAGAGAUGUGUCCUAAGAGUGAGGAUGUGUGGCUGGAGGCAGCCAGGCUUCAGCCCGGCGACACAGCCAAAGCCGUGGUAGCCCAGGCUGUCCGCCACUUGCCGCAGUCCGUCCGCAUCUACAUCAGAGCUGCAGAGCUGGAGACAGACAUCAGGGCCAAGAAACGAGUCCUCAGAAAGGCCCUGGAGAAUGUGUCCAAGUCAGUUCGACUGUGGAAGACAGCCGUUGAGCUGGAGGAGCCGGAGGAUGCCAGGAUUAUGCUUAGCAGAGCCGUGGAGUGUUGCCCGACUAGUGUGGAGCUGUGGCUGGCACUGGCCCGGUUAGAGACGUACGAGAACGCCCGGCGUGUCCUGAACAAAGCUCGAGAGAACAUCCCAACCGAUCGCCACAUCUGGAUCACUGCUGCCAAGUUGGAGGAGGCCAAUGGCAACACUCAGAUGGUGGACAAGAUCAUUGACAGAGCCAUCACUUCUCUACGCGCCAACGGUGUGGAGAUCAACAGAGAGCAGUGGAUACAGGAUGCAGAGGAGUGUGACAAAGCAGGCAGUGUGGCUACAUGCCAGGCCGUGAUAAGGGCCGUCAUAGGGAUUGGCAUUGAGGAGGAGGAUUGCAAACACACCUGGAUGGAGGAUGCAGAUAGUUGUGUUUCCCAUGGAGCGCUGGAGUGUGCCAGGGCCAUCUAUGCCCAUGCUCUGCAGGUGUUCCCCAGUAAAAAAAGUGUCUGGCUUAGAGCUGCCUACUUUGAGAAAAAUAACGGCACCAGGGAGUCUUUGGAGGCCCUACUCCAAAGGGCUGUGGCUCACUGUCCCAAGGCAGAGGUCCUGUGGCUGAUGGGUGCCAAGUCCAAGUGGCUGGCUGAGGAUGUACCCGCCGCCCGAAGUAUCCUCGCUCUGGCCUUCCAGGCUAACCCAAACAGUGAAGAGAUCUGGCUGGCUGCUGUCAAACUGGAGUCUGAGAAUAACGAGUAUGAAAGAGCCCGUCGACUGCUGGCCAAGGCCCGCAGCAGUGCCCCAACAGCCAGGGUGUUUAUGAAGUCAGUGAAGUUGGAGUGGGUGUUGGGGAACAUAGACGCUGCCCAGGAGUUGUGCACCGAAGCCCUAAAGCACUACGAGGACUUCCCCAAACUUUGGAUGAUGAGAGGGCAGGUAGAAGAGCAGGGUGAAAACAUGGAUAAGGCCAGAGAAGCCUACAACCAAGGGUUGAAAAAGUGUCCCCACUCGGUGGGCCUGUGGUUGCUGCUGUCUCGCCUUGAAGAGAGAAUUGGACAGCUGACCAGAGCCAGAGCAAUCCUGGAGAAGGCACGACUCAAGAACCCCCAGGGCCCCGAGCUAUGGUUGGAGUCGGUCAGGCUGGAGUUCCGGGCUGGACUAAAGAACAUCUCCAACACACUGAUGGCCAAAGCCCUGCAGGAGUGCCCCAAUUCAGGUAUCCUGUGGGCUGAGGCAGUGUUUUUGGAGGCCAGGCCUCAGAGGAAGACUAAGAGUGUGGAUGCUUUGAAGAAGUGUGAACAUGAUCCCCACGUUUUGCUCGCUGUAGCCAAAUUGUUCUGGAGUGAGCGUAAGAUCACCAAAGCCAGAGAGUGGUUCCUGAGGACAGUGAAGAUCGAGCCAGACCUGGGAGACGCUUGGGCUCUCUUCUACAAGUUUGAGCUGCAGCAUGGCACAGAGGAACAGCAGGAAGAGGUGCGAAAGCGCUGUGAGAAUGCGGAGCCCCGCCACGGAGAGCUGUGGUGUGCCGAGUCCAAACACGUCCUGAACUGGCAGAAGAAGACGGGAGAGAUAUUAGCGGAGGUAGCCAACAAGAUCAAGAACACAUUCUGAGACACAUGGGGAAAUUUGGACUGAAAACACCUGGAGGACUCUGGCAAUCACCAGUCUGUGAGGAAACAGCUAUAGACACGCUCAACCAUGGUUCUCUACCAGGACUCUGUGGCAGAUACAAAGUAUUCAAAUAUACCCCCUUACCUUUUUCAGGUUUUAUUGUUGUACAAAAUGGAAUCACGGUUUGUGUAGUUAUCAACUGAGAAGCAUAAGUUCAAGAUCGUUGACCUGCAAUUUUCAAGUUCUCAGACAGAUUGAGGUCAGGACUUUGACUUGGACAUUUCAGGACAUAAUAUUGUUGUGUUGUUUUAAGCCCUUCCUCCGUAGCUUUGUGUUUGAGGUGUCUGCCUUGCUGGGAAGUAAACCUUCUCCCAAGUCUGCUCAGUAUAAGGUUACCUCAGCCACUUGAUGAUGGAGAGGGUGUGUUCCUGGUAAGGUGGCUUCUUUUGCUUUCCCAAAAAAAUAUAGUUCAGUAUGAUGAGUAUCAUUUUGGUCUCAUUAGACCAUAUGAUCUUCCUCCACUUUGUUUCAGUCUCCUGGCAAACACUAUCCUUGCAACAUCAUGCUGCGCCUGGUGAAUCACCAGUUGAAUCACCAGUUGUUGUUUGAAUAGUUGUCUGAAUAACUACAGAGAAACACACCUACUCUACUGAGCUGCUGGCUGAAUUCAUGAAUCUGGAAAUCAACCUUUAACACAUUUUCUAGAGGCAAAAUUUUGAUUUACAGAUUCAUAAAAUAAAUGAUUGCAUCAGAGUUGUGUGCAGCUUUUAGCUUCUGAUGUAUAUAUGUAUGUAUGUAUGCACGCAGUGUCUCCCAUCUCAGCCAUGAAACCCUGUCGCUCCUUCAGUUAUGCUAUCCAUAUUGAGCAUAUUUGAAAUUUUCAUAUCCAGUAACUUUUGUUAUGCGGACCAUGUGAAAUACAUGUGAUACUGGUUUAUUGUUAUUGUGAUCCACAUGGUAUUUUGUUUAACUGCUGCACAAGCCGUUGAUUCAGGUACGCAUAAGCAGCAUGUGCCGGUUCUGUGUGCCGAAUUGAAAAGGAGUGAAAACCAUGCCCAACCGCCACUGUACCGAUCCUCUUGCCACUCCUUGAUUUCACACAGGUGAUCUCCGUGCAACAUAUAAUGUGAAUUCUAAUAAUAAGUGGUUGCGCUAGUAAUGAUGUAGGUGUGUUAUAGUAAAGGAGGUUAAACCUUAGAGGCAACCAGUUAUUUUGUUUUUAUAUUUGUACUAAAUUAGGAUCCAGAUGAAUGCAUUGUUUUGUUUUCACUUUGACAUUAGUCUAUUUUUCUAUUUUUCUGCUGAUUCGUGUUGAAAAUCUAAUUUCAGUCAUCGUGAAUUUUGUGAAAAAUGUAGAACAAACCUGAAAAAAAAUAGGCAUUGUAAGAGAGAAGUAUACAAAAUACACACAGGUUGAUUCCACCUUUACAGUAUGUUUGCAAUAAACUCUUCAUGGAUUGGAAAGUGCUUUAGUUUUUGAGAGCACAACAGUGUUUUUCAUAUGCUCCUAGGUUUCCUACAUAUGAAAUGGAUUCUUGUAUAAAAAUAUUUUACUGCAAAAGUAGUUAAAUUGACAGAUAUUGUCACACAACCCAUAAAUAAAAGAAGUGCAAAAUAAAGCCAGGCCGAAUGGGAGAUGGUACACCAAAA